AGGCUCAGAACUUUCGAGCCCACUUCCCUCCCAGAUAGUGAACCCUAUUCGAAGCAGUGGGGCUUCGACCCAAGUUGCUAGAAGAACCAAGCACGCUCCAUGUACGGCAAGGACCACGGUAUGCAGCCAGGCAAUCCUUAUGCGGCCUUUGCGCAGGACGAGAUCAGCCAGUCCAAGCCCCUCAUGGGGCCGCCCAAGAUGGCCACACGGACGCGUGUGAACUUGGUGGGGGUCAUCGUGAGCCUUUUCAUCCCCUGGCUUGUGUUCAUCGCCAUCUUUUCGCUGUGGUCCUUUCAGAUUCGGUACAGCAGCCCGGGGACGGUGGUGGCAAUCACCCUGGCCAUUGGCAUCCCCUUGGGCCUGUACUGCCUCUACAGAGUGCAGCUCUCGUGCCGCGCGCUCUUCGGACAGUACCACUUGGUGGAAACAGGCAGAUUCACAAUGUGGUCUUUGUUUAUCGCGGUGACCGCAGUGAUUGCCUUUUGCCUCGGGAUGCUGUCAGGCAGCUACAACUAUGCUCAGAACAUGCGUGGCACCUUUGACGUGCAAUCCUUGAACGCCUAUGUGGAUGUCAACCCUGCCACUAUGAGGGGUCAGGAGCUGAUGGACGCAGGCAAGGUCCAGUUCGUAGCCGGUGCCGACCUGGACUUCCGAUUGGCCAAUGGCUUCAAGAACACGGACAUCUUCUGCGUGGCCCCCAUUACGGUGAACGGGGCGAACUUGGCGUCUUACGACUUCUGGGCGGUUGGCAAGAACUGCUGCUCGGAUCAGCAGUCUGACUUCAAGUGCGGCGCGUACAAAAACAGCGGCAUCAAGGGAGGCGUUCGCAUCACCGACGAUGUGGACCGCGAUUUCUACAGGCUGGCCGUGCAGCAAGCGAUGUCAGCGCACGCCAUAAAGGCAAUCCAUCCGCUCUUCUUUGAGUGGACAUCAGACUCAUCCGCGCAGAUGCUGGAAGACGAGCGGGCCGGGUAUCAGAUCUUCCUGAUGGGGAUCAUGGGUCACUUUGUCUUCCAGGGCAUUUUGGUGGCCAUUGCCGUGGGGUGUUUCGCCAAGAACCGCUUCGAGUGAAUACUUACUGGGCGUGGCUUCGCUGGUACGCGGAAAGGCGAUCCAGCGAGACAUGGUCAAGCCUGGUAGGAUUCAUUGGCAAGAUGUGUCCAAUAUUCAGGAGUCUCAGCCCAGGUUGGAUACUCGUUUCACCAAUCAAAGCACUCGUGGAGGAGGGCGUUGACAUGAA
This is a messenger RNA of Effrenium voratum, 1240 nucleotides long. The record is from the annotation of a GenBank genome assembly. NCBI's taxonomy places the organism in Eukaryota, Dinophyceae, Suessiales, Symbiodiniaceae.